Molecule: messenger RNA, 1233 nt
Organism: Lichtheimia ornata
Lineage: Eukaryota; Fungi; Mucoromycota; Mucoromycetes; Mucorales; Lichtheimiaceae
Exons: 9
Coding region: 1-1233 (410 amino acids)
Biological process (GO): small GTPase-mediated signal transduction
Cellular component (GO): cytoplasm
Molecular function (GO): GTPase activator activity
Source: RefSeq, a predicted model, not a curated record
AUGUCAAGGCCUCUAUCAUUGUCCCAACAGAGUCCCGAAUUCAAAGGCAUUUCCGCUUUCAACAUUAUUUACGAGGCUGGCCUCGAUAGCGAUAGUCGUCCGAUUCUUGUUUUGAACGCAUGCAACUUACCUGAUCCGAACUCAAUCGACUAUGACCUUAUCCUAGCUUUCAUUUUGACGCGCCUGGAUGAGUUUGUGGAAAACGACUAUGUCUUGGUCUUCUUUUCUUCGCCUGCAAAGUAUCGCCCUCCAUGGAUGUGGCUCUUGCGUGCAUACCGAGCGCUGGAUCGCAAAUACAAAAAGAACCUCAAGGCCUUAUACGUCGUACAUUUGACACGCACUUAUCGUAUCAUUUUUGACCUCGCCAAUCGCAUCACUAGUCCGAAGUUUGCUCGCAAGCUGCAUUACCUUUCAUCCUUGCAGGAGCUAUUUGGUGCAGUACGCUUGUCAUCCAAGUUUAUCCCAAGGCAGGUCAUCGACUAUGACACCAAUCUACCACCUAUUGCGCCUUCUGCUGGUUGGGGAUCUUCGCAAAAAUUAGGUGUGAUCGAUCCUGUGCAUAGACCUUUACCCUCCAAGGCUUUUGGUUUGACGCCUGAACAUCUUGCACAGCUGGAUAACGCUGCUGAUACCGAGAAAGAUACCUAUGUACCAAGUAUUGUGCGCCAAAUUGUGGAUCAUUUGGAGGCUCGAGGAAUGGAUAAGGAAGGCUUGUUCCGAAAAUCACCCGCCAGUGAAGAGUUGUCACGUGUCAAGAAGGCAUUCAAUCGAGGUGAAAAGGUGGAUCUUACACAACAUGAUAUCAACGUGGCUGCUUCAUUGCUCAAGGUGUUCCUCAAAGAGCUUCCCGACCCUCUUAUUCCAUCACAAUUAUGUACGGAUCUUGGAAAGCUACCAGAGCCUGAGACGUGUCCCGAUGAUGUGCUUAAGCGGGUGAAAGAGAGUCUUCAACAAGAAUACAACAACAGACCUUAUCAACGCAACUUGCUGGUUUACCUUGUACGGUUCCUUGUUCGAGUAGUGCAGCAUGCUGACAAGAACCGGAUGACAGCACACAAUAUCGCCGUCGUAUUUGCACCCAACCUUAUUCAUGAUGGCAGUGAUUCGAAUGCGAUGUCUGGGUCCCAACAAGAAGCCAUUGCUAACGCAGCAAUGUAUAUGAAACGCGUAAAUGAGGGAAUGGCAUUGAUCCAAUUAUUGAUUGUUCACCACGAAAAGGUGCUGCCCGUAUAG